This is a messenger RNA of Rotaria sp. Silwood1, 642 nucleotides long. NCBI's taxonomy places the organism in Eukaryota, Metazoa, Rotifera, Eurotatoria, Philodinida, Philodinidae. The record is from the annotation of a GenBank genome assembly.
AUGUUACAGAGAGUAAGACAUUGGGGAGAAACAAAUAGUUUAGUUCCAGUUAAACAAUCAGGUUUUCGUCCAGGUUGUUUACUUCCAACGAGAGUCCUAUCCAUAUACCAAGAGGUGAAAAAUAAUAUGACAGCAAAUAUUCCAACAUUAGCAGUAUAUGUUGACUACCAGAAAGCAUAUGAUAAAGUAUGGCAUAAAGGUCUGAUUGUUAAGCUUAACAGGCUAGGUAUACCUUUUGGACUAUUGAAAUUAAUUUUCUCAUGGUUAAAUGAUCGUCGUGCUUAUGUUUUAUUUGGAGAGAGUAAAUCAAAGAUAUUUCAUUCUAGUGUUGGUUUGCCACAAGGUAGUAGUUUAAGUCCAUACUUAUUCAUAGUCUAUCAUUCUGAUCUUGUCACAUAUUUAGGUGCUCAUUCUAGCCACAUAUUUGCUGAUGAUCUUAGUGUACUUAUAUCUCCACCAAUUCGCCGUGAAUUUAGGCCUAUGUUAAAGUUUCUAGAAGAAGAAGGUACUAAAAUAUGUAACAAAAUAGCGAAUUACUCCGAGAAGUGGAAACAACCAAUUAAUUUAUCUAAAACAGUAGUGCAAGUAUUUCACUCGCAAGUUGAAAACCCAGUGGGGAAAGAUGAAAAUCCACCAGAAUAA